Molecule: messenger RNA, 1326 nt
Organism: Pieris macdunnoughi
Lineage: Eukaryota; Metazoa; Arthropoda; Insecta; Lepidoptera; Pieridae
Source: the annotation of a GenBank genome assembly
AUGGGUGCCGUAUUAGGCCUUUGUUCUGCAGCCCAGCUGGCCUGUUGCUGUGGAAGUGCAGCAUGCUCCUUGUGCUGUUCAGCAUGUCCUUCUUGUGCAAAUUCCACAUCUACACGUCUCAUGUAUACACUUAUGUUACUACUGAUGACAGUGGUUGCAUGUAUCACACUUGCUCCGGGCUUACAUGAUGUUAUGAAAAAGGUGCCAUUCUGUGAAAAUUCAACUGGUAUAAUACCUGGUAACAUUAAAUUUGAUUGCGAUCAAGCUGUUGGAUAUCUUGCCGUUUAUAGGAUUUGUUUUGCAACAUGCCUAUUUUUCAUAUUAAUGAUGCUUUUGACAAUGGGUGUCAAAUCUUCUAAGGAUCCUAGAGCUGGUAUACAAAAUGGAUUCUGGGGUAUUAAAUACCUGAUUGUGAUAGCUGGAAUCAUAGGAGCAUUCUUUAUACCGGAAGGUCAAUUCGCAUCGACAUGGAUGGUGUUUGGAAUGAUCGGAGGCUUCUGUUUCAUCAUCAUUCAAUUGAUACUUAUCAUUGAUUUCGCACAUUCCUGGGCUGAGAGAUGGGUUUCGAAUUACGAGGAAAGCCAAUCAAAGGGAUGGUACGCGGCUCUCGUUUUGGGAAUGCUGGUCUGCUAUGCCCUCACCAUCACUGGGAUUACACUUCUCUUUGUCUUUUACACUAAGCCGGAUGGAUGUGACCUUUCCAAAUUCUUCAUAUCAAUCAACCUGAUUUUGAUGGUAAUAGCCAGCGUGGUGUCCAUCCUACCAUCAGUUCAGGAACACCAACCAGGCUCUGGUCUGCUGCAGUCGUCUGUCGUAUCUCUAUACGUCAUGUAUUUGACCUGGUCUGCCCUUUCCAACUCAGCUGGGGAGUGUAACGCCAGUAUUUCUGCUACAAAUGAGACAUCAUUCGACAAGGAGUCUGUGAUUGGAUUAAUAAUAUGGGUGUGCAGCGUGCUGUAUUCGUGCAUACGCACCGCAUCAUCCUCAUCAAAGAUCACAAUGUCCGGACACAUUUUGGCUAAGAAAGAAGGUCUUAUUGAUAAUGAAGAGGGAGAUGGUGGCGAAGCUGGUGAUUCAGAGGAGAAGGUCUACGACAACGAAGCAGAGGACACGGCGUACUCUUGGAGCUUCUUCCAUUUUGUUUUCGCUAUGGCGACGCUCUACGUUAUGAUGACACUCACAAAUUGGUACAAUCCAAGCUCACAACUGUCGAAGCAGAAUGUGGCGUCAAUGUGGAUCAAGAUCACUUCGUCGUGGCUCUGUGUGGGCCUCUACAUUUGGACCCUGGUCGCACCCGCCUUAUUACCAGACAGGGAAUUUAAUUAG